Struthio camelus australis is the source of this 2278-nucleotide messenger RNA. NCBI's taxonomy places the organism in Eukaryota, Metazoa, Chordata, Aves, Struthioniformes, Struthionidae. The record is from RefSeq and is a predicted model, not a curated record.
AGUGCGGGCAUGCUGGAGCGGGCGCGGGCCACCGGCCUCUACCGGGAGCUGCGGUGCUGUGUCCUGGGCAGGGAGUCCCUGCCCGGGCCUGCAGACCACUACGAUGCCGUGAUGGUGGUGGGAGCGCUUGGCGAGGGGCAGGUGCCCUGCUCUGCUGUGCCGGAGCUGCUCCGUGUCACCAAGCCAGGAGGUUUUUUGUGCCUGACAACGAGGAGCAAUGUUUCAAACCUGCGGUACAAGGCUGAGCUGCAGGGAGUGCUGGACAGCCUGGAGCAGCAAGGCGCGUGGGAGAAGGUCUCGGCCCGGGAAGUAGACCAGUGGGAGAGGGCCACAUCUAAGGAGGAGAGCACUCAGGGCACAGGCUACAUCUCUGGGGUGGUCUAUGUCUAUCGAAAGCGUCCGGUCACGCCUGUCGAGGAGGAUUAAGGGUCCGAAAUGGCUUGGGGAAGGGAGGUUGAGCAUUUGGCCCUUGUAACAUCUCACACUGUUUUGUGUGCCUUCCACCCUACUCAGCCAAGCAACCCCUUCCCAGAGCAAGGCCUCAGCUGUGGGGGGGAUGAUAUUUCUGGGGUGCCAUCAGAACUUUGAACCUCCUGCAUUCAGCACUUCCUCACAUCGCCUGCCUGUCUGAGCGCUUUGUUCUUGGAGGUCUGUCCCCUUCUUCCCCAGCUUGCAGAUGUGCUCCUUUGCUAGAGCCUCUUCUGUAGCUCAUCUGAACUCUGCCCAGCUCAUAGCCCUGAAAUGGUUCCUGUUGACUCCUGAGGAACUGCUCACUGCCAAAACUUCCCUUGUUCACCUUCACUGGCUCCUUCCAUGGGGUCAGAGCCUUGGGGACAUUGACUGCUCCUCAGCUUGGGGAGGCUCUCCAAGUUUCACUGGGUAUCCUAGGCUUUAGCUCUGAUGUUCAUGUGUCUUCUGCAGCACCUUGGUUCCCAUCCUUGCUGUGACAUCUCUCAGAUCUGUCUGGCUGCGUAGAGCUGUCUCCUGUCUGGGUUCUGUCUUCACCGUGUUGUCUACUUCUCAGCCCUCCCAUAUGGCUGUGGUCAAACUCUGGAUCCUUCUUCAUUUUCCCACCCUAUCCCCUCUUGAGCCCCAGCUGGGUACCAUUGCUGGUGUGUCCCCAUCACCACAUGCUGCAGUCUUCUUCCUCGUCCUCCCUGGGCCCUCAUCUCCACCAAGAACUAAGCUAGUGACUACAGUGGGACAUACCCUGAAGGGCAGGAGGCCUUGGAGUCUGAACCAGGACUGGUUAUGCCAGUGGAACACCCAGCCUAAAGCAGCUUUCAAAGCACCACAUCCAGUCUUUCAUCCCCCUCAAUAGCUGCCUAAGCUCUCAUUUUCCUACAACUUGGCAGUUUCUGGUCUGUAUGGAAAAAUAAGGCUGGAGGAAACCUCAGGAGGUUGGUGGCUGCUCCCUACCCAAGAGCCGGCUCUGCCAGGCCGUGCCCAUCUCCUUGCUUGCCUGGCCUGUUCCCCAAGCCCCCGGUGGUGGUGCUUCCACUCCCUCCUCUUUGAGUGCUUUCUUGGGAAGUUUUGUACUCAAAUCUCUUUCUGGGAUUUUUUGUUUGGUUGGUUUUUAGGCCUGUUACUGCUUGUCCUGUUCCCAUGGACAUGGAGAACAGGUUAUCUCCUUCCUCUAAGAUCUUUCCCAGUUGCAGAUGAUAGUUGUGUAUCUCUGCAGUUCAGGCUGAGCUGCUCCAUUUUUUUCUCGGUAGCGUCUAGCAGUUUGUGUUCACUCUGCUUCUACCCUGGUACAGCUGAAACCCCUUGGGAGCUCAGCCCAGAAAGCCCUCAAGUCUGUCCCUCAGCCUUAAAAGUACCUGAAUGCUUCUGGGGCUGUGUGUGUCCUGGGCAUUGCCGUGUCUCCAGCUGAAGCCAGGCCCAUGUCAGAGGCAUGCUCAGCCUUCCCUGUAUUCUCCAGUAGUUGCAGAUCCCAGCCCAAACAGGAGCAGAUGGCAUGUAACCCUCAGGUCCUUUCUAGCUGGCUGGUUCCAGUCCUGUGCCCAGGGUUUCCCAGUGCAGUGCCACGUGUGGGUGCUGCUGGCACAGCUGUGCCUGCCACCAGCUUGGGGCUGAGGCAUGCUGUGGUGGUUGGUGGCAGCCCCCACUGCCCUGCAGGCAGCUGCUUGCCCUGCUCUGCUUUCCUUGACCUUCUUUUUUUUUUUUUUUUUUUCUUCUUAUAUUACCUGGACACUAUCCUCUAGGCAUCAAGUCAGGCAGGUGGUUGGGAGAUGUGGUUGUCCCAGUCCCAUGCUUGGCUUGUCAAAUAAAUGCUCUG